Periophthalmus magnuspinnatus is the source of this 2876-nucleotide messenger RNA. It is a transcript of the gene nup107, whose product is annotated as nucleoporin 107. Gene Ontology annotation, molecular function: structural constituent of nuclear pore. The record is from RefSeq and is a predicted model, not a curated record. The coding region runs from base 57 to 2804 and encodes 915 amino acids. NCBI's taxonomy places the organism in Eukaryota, Metazoa, Chordata, Actinopteri, Gobiiformes, Gobiidae. The transcript has 27 exons. Gene Ontology annotation, cellular component: nuclear pore; nuclear pore outer ring. Gene Ontology annotation, biological process: regulation of DNA-templated transcription; post-transcriptional tethering of RNA polymerase II gene DNA at nuclear periphery; mRNA export from nucleus.
GUAGUCCACCGGAUGGCGCUGUUGAGUAUGUUUAACAAAAGCGAAGAAGGCGGCGUAUGAAACCUCGUGAAGCGGGAACUGACAAAAUGGACUGGGGUCAGAAUGAGCUGCCUUCUCCAGUGGUGCGAGAUGAUGAAGUGACAGUUGCUGCACGCAGGAGAAGAAAAAAGGUUGCCUUUCCAUCCCCUGGCAGUCCUAUUGCUUCAACAGUAACGCCAGCUCGUUCCCUUUUGAAAAAUACCCCAGCCUCUUUGUUUAGGCAGGCAGUAACUCCUAGGGUCCCAGAUGUUUCUUCCAUUUUGGCUCCUGGAGGUCGUACUCCACGAUACACACACACCCCAAGAGGUGUCCUCAGCAGCCUGAAUUUAGAUGACAGUGAUUGGACCAACAGCAUGUACAUCUCCCCUGGGUCUGGAUUGGAAAACAGUAGUUUUUUCACAGAUGACAUUACAAAUCUUAGCUCUGCCCUGCUAAAGGAGGAUGACCCUGGAGAGACAGCUGCUGUCAGUCUAUUUUCCGAUUUCCUCGGUUCCUUCCAGAAACAUUCUUUGUCUGCAGUAUUUGACCUGUUGGAGGAUUAUCAAGCCCUAUGUCAGAACAAGGUGGAUGUGCUUCAGUCUGUGGUCCUCCGAGCAGGUCAGAACAGUAAAACAGCAGGCGUAAGGUGGCUGCUGCAACAAGAAAAUUGUACCUGGAGGCUUAUUAACUCACUCUACAAAGAUCGGGUCCAGUUGGCUCUUGAAGAUGACAUCUUGAUGGAUAUAGGUGCUCCCAAUGAGAGUGAAAAAGUUGUGGUUCAACAGCUGUUUCAGAGAGAUGCUAUAAUACGACAAAGUCAGCUUGUGGUUGAUUGGUUAGAAAGCAUCGCCAAAGAUCAAAUUGGAGACUUUUCUGACAAUAUUGAAUAUUAUGCAAAGAAUGUCUGUUGGGAGAACACACUCCAUGCGUUAAAGAUGAGGCGAAAAAGUGGUACAGCAUUGACUGUUCCUCUAGUUACUGAGCUGGAUCCAGACGCCCCUUUCCGUCAGCAACGCCCUCUAGCUGACCUGGACAGAGAAGAUGAUGCUCGACUGCUCAAGAACUUGUUCACUCUCAUUAGAGCAGGAAUGACUGACGAGGCUCAAAGGCUGUGUAAGCGUUGUGGUCAGGCUUGGCGAGCAGCAACAUUGGAGGGCUGGAAGCUUUACCAUGACCCAAACCUCACCUCAGUUAAUCUAGAACUCCAGCCUGUUGAGGGAAAUCCCCAAAGAGGUAUCUGGAAGGCAUGUUGCUGGAGGAUGGCUGAAGAGGAGCAAAUAAACAGAUAUGAGAAAGCAAUCUAUGCCAGCCUAAGCGGAAAUUUGAAACCACUCCUGGCAGUGUGUGAGUCCUGGGAAGAUUAUGUUUGGGCACACUUCAGAGUGAUGGUUGACUCAUUGGUUGAAAAAGAAUUGAUAUCAUCAGGCAUGUCUCAUCAGGAGGUCGAGACGUUGCCACGUGAAUACCUUGAGGCAAAUUGGACAAUGGAAAAGGUAUUUGAAGAACUUCAAGCCUCUGAAUCCAAGAGGGUUCUGGAGGAGACGAAAGAGCAUUACCACAUUAUUCAGAAGUUUAUCAUCCUUGGAGAUUUGGAUGGUCUUUUAGAUGAGUUUUCUGAAUGGCUGAAUGCUGUCAAACCCCUACCCUCUCAUCUGCUGCGUUUUAUGACCCAUGUCAUUUUAUUUUUCCGUUCUCUCGGAUUAGCACUUAAGGAGGAGGUGUGUGUGAAUGUGCUGACGUCUUAUGUGUCCCUGCUGAUUCACGAUCAGCAAAUUGAGCUUGUGGCUAGCUAUGUUAGCCAACUCCCAUCUGACCUUGCCACAGUGCAGUAUGCUUCAUUUUUGGAAACCAUCACACAACCAGAGCUUAGACCUCGCUGCCUUGAACUUGGCACUGAUUCAGGCCUGGAUGUUACUGCAAUUACUAAACUUGUGGUUGAAAAUGUGAGGGAGAGAGAUGAAACUGAAUUUACUCAUCACAGCCAAACAUUGGACACUGGAACAACAAAGGAGGAUCAAAAGAAGAUUGAUGUCAUUGACUGGCUUCUGUUUGAUCCUGCACACCGAGCUGAGGCCCUAAAGCAGUCCAAUGCCAUCAUGAGGAAAUUUCUGGCUCUGCAGAAGCAUGAUGGUGCCAAAGCAGUGUUCUCUAAAGUUCCGGAGGAUUCAAUGAAAAAGAUUUACAGCCAGUGGAUGGCAGUCAGUGAUGCAACAAUGCCGGCUGAAGAUGAGAAUGCCAUCAGAGAACACCUGUGCAUUAGAGCCUACCUGGAAGCUCAUGAAGCAUUUACUGACUGGUUCAGUCAUAGUAGCUCUGCUCCCCAAAAGCCAGCACCUGCCCCAGAGGCCAAAUUCACUGAGAAAGUGGCAAAUGAAAUGAGGGAGAAAGAAUACCAGGCUGCACUAACUGCUUGGUCUUGUCGCCUGGAUGUUCUAACUGAAGAUGUGAAAGAAAGAAUCUACAAUGUGCUGUUAUUUGUUGAUGGAGGAUGGAUGGUCGACUGUCGACAGGAUGUGGAACAAGAUUCAGAGCGAAGCCACGAGAUGGCGACACUGCGUUCUCUCUGCCUUCCUCGUUUGAGUUUCUUGUUGCUUAGCGUGUUACAGAACUCCUCCAGGCAUCAAGAGGCUCUAAGACUAGCUGACAUUAUCUCCUCUGAUCAACAUAGCCUUUACCAGGUUUUCUCCAAAGAGGAGUUAAGACGGUUCCUUCAAAAGUUGCGAGAGUCCUCACUGUCAUUGCUGGACCGUGGAUUUGAUCCUCUUGGCUAUGAAUUGCAGUCCUGAAUGUGCUUUUCGUAUGUUGUUCUUAUAUUUGUGUAUAUAAAAAAAAAUAAUAAACUGAGUGUUUCAUGUUAC